Messenger RNA from Ctenocephalides felis (cat flea), 1871 nucleotides. Its product is annotated as zinc finger protein 2-like. The record is from RefSeq and is a predicted model, not a curated record. The transcript has 6 exons. Gene Ontology annotation, molecular function: RNA polymerase II cis-regulatory region sequence-specific DNA binding; DNA-binding transcription factor activity, RNA polymerase II-specific. Gene Ontology annotation, biological process: regulation of transcription by RNA polymerase II. Gene Ontology annotation, cellular component: nucleus. Bases 367 to 1581 code for a protein of 404 amino acids. NCBI's taxonomy places the organism in Eukaryota, Metazoa, Arthropoda, Insecta, Siphonaptera, Pulicidae.
GUGCUAUGAUUUUAUAGAUAUGUAGUGUGAAUAAAAUGUAUUUUAUUAUGCUUAUUUAAGUAACUAGUGAAAUUAAAUUUUGAAAUGCAUACAGUGUGAAAUUCAAGAAACUUGAUAGUUAAACGAUUAGUUAGUUUUAAUUUUACAGUUUGGCUAAAGUUAGACGAAGCAAAACAAAUAAAGAAGUAUGUGAAGAAGAAAUAUCAAUUAUUUAAAAGUGUGAAAAAGCUAUUGCCAUGGCUGAGGUAUUGGUGGCGAACAUGUUGAUAUUAAAGCCCCACCAUUAGUUUUCCUACGCAUUGGGGGGUGGGGCGCGGGGUUGGUGUACCCGUGCCCCCGCCCGGAGACCUCUUGGCCACUAUUAGUAUGUUUGAGCAACAGAUCAAAUCAGAACCGAUGAGUUUUUAUUCAUGCCCUCCACCAACACAUCCACGACUAGAAAAUUCAGAACAUUCCGUAAUAAACAUUUCAUCUGAUAAUUCUGCAAAAGAUGCUAUGGUGCAGCAAAUUUCUGUAAACACAAAUGAAAAACUACAGUACGCUAUUGAGCAAAAUCAGCAAUCAUCCCAAAAUUCUGCGAAUACACAAAUCAAUCAAAUAAAUCAAGUAAAUCAGGAAUCUCAAAUUGGACAAGUUAUUAAUCAAGUUAAUCCUGCUGUUAUACAGUCAAAUCAAAUUGGCCAACAUGAUAUGGAAAAUGUAAAUCACGAUGAAGGGCAUGAUGGUCAUCUUACAGCAAAAACUGAACUCAAUUCUCGGAACAAACCACAAGCCUGCAAAAUUUGUGGGAAAAUCUUAUCCUCUGCUUCUUCAUAUUAUGUACAUAUGAAAUUGCAUUCAGGAAACAAGCCAUUUCAGUGUACUGUUUGUGAUGCAGCAUUUUGCCGAAAACCUUAUCUUGAGGUACAUAUGCGCACUCAUACAGGUGAAAGGCCAUUUCAGUGUGAUGUAUGCAAUAAACGGUUUACACAAAAGUCUUCACUAAAUACUCACAAAAGGGUUCAUACAGGUGAGCGGCCCUACCAGUGUGCAAGUUGUCUCAAGACUUUCAGUCAGAAGUGCGCACUUCAUUUACAUGAGAAAAUUCAUACUGGUUACUGGUCGUUGAACAAGCCUUUCCAGUGUACGCAAUGCGAUUCGGCAUUCUGUCGGAAGCCCUACCUGGACAUUCACAUGCGCACCCACACCGGUGAGAGACCCUUCCAGUGCGACAUCUGUAUGAAGCGGUUUACACAGAAAUCUUCGUUGAACAUCCAUAAAAGGAUCCAUACAGGUCUGUGGCAACGCUGCUCCUGUGGUAAAAUGAUAGAAAUUUGUCGAAAGGUUGACAGAAAUCUCGCAGGAAAUAACAGCAACGAGAAAUUACCCAUGAUGCCCGGGUCGGUCGAUGACAAUUCAGAUUGCGCCUCGUCGAAGAACGGAACCGACGCGACAAAUCAAGACGACGCAGACUUAGACGAUGACAUGGAAAACGAGGACGAAGACGACAUGGACGAUGCCUCUGAUGAGGAUGACGCCUCUGACGUUGACAAACCUGAUUCAGACAGUAGGGUAGACUCAAUAGCUGCCGGUGCUCGAUAAGAACCCAACGCGUAUCGGCAUUUAAACUAAAUAAUAUAGAUUAUAUAUUAUAUGUGCUUCAGUAAACCGAGUGGUAACGCAGACGCCAGCUUUGUUGGUGGAAAUUUAUAAAAUAGCAAGUCACAUGUGGACACGGGUCUUUCAAUUUUCGAGCUAUUCCUAUUGUAUCGAUCAUGUUGGCAAUGGCAUUAGUAAUUGAAUGCAACACCAAUCUACAGUAUCUAAUUUGAAUUUUAAAUUAAAAUGAUAACUUAUUAACUAUAUUUCUUUGUUUUGGUAUUUGCUAUGAU